AUGAACAGCAAGAUCCCCAGCCUGGUUCCUCCCUUAGGGGGAAGCCAAGGCCGGGGUGGGAGUCCAGAAAGUCCUACCCUUGUCCAUCCCUGUCCUCAGCCCUCAGUCCCUGUGGGUACCUAUGAGCUACUGCCCCGGGGAGGGGCCAUUUUGGAGAUGCCAAGGCCUGUGAUCCCCGAGGUGUCCCUUGUGCCACGGACCCUGGGUGGGGCUGGCACUGAGAUGCCCCGGGAGGGGGCGAUCCCGGAGGUGACUUGUGUGUCACAGACCCUGAGCGGGGCCUUCACGGAGUUGACCCCAUUGGGGACAAUCCUUGAGGUGACCUGUGAACCACUGCCCCCUGGUGGGGCCACCUUGGAAAUGCCACAGCUGGAGAUCCCAGAGGUGACCUGUGCACAACAGACCCUGGGUGGGGCUGGGAUGGAGAUGACCACAGUGGGGGCCAUCCCUGAGGUGUUCUGUGUGCCACAGACCCUGACUGGGUCUGACACAGAAUUGCCUCUGGUAGAAGCCAUACCUGAGGUGAGUUGUGCACCACUCCCCAGUGGUGUGGCCACCUUGGAGAUGCCACACUUAGAGAUCCCAGAAGUGACCUGUGCACACCAGAUGCUGGGUGGGGCCGGAACAGAGAUGACCACAGUGGGGGCCAUUCUUAAGGUGACUUGUGUGCCGCAGACCCUGAGCAGGACUGACACUGAAUUGCCUCUGGUGGAAGCCAUCUCUGAGGUAACCUGUGCACCACUCCCACCUUUUGGGGCCACCUUGGAGAUGCCACAGCUGGAGGUCCCGGAGAUGAGCUGUGCAGCAGUCCCCCCUGGUGUGGUCACCUUGAAAACGCCUCAGUUGGGGUUCCCAGAGGUAAUCUGUACACAACAGUCCCUGGGUGGGGCCAGUACUGAGUUGACCUCAGUGGGGGCCAUCUCUGAGAUAACCUGUGCACCACUCCCACCUGUUGGGGCCACCUUGGAGAUGCCACAGCAGGAGGUCCUGGAGGUGCACUGUGCACCAUUCCUCCCUAGUGUGGCCACCUUGGAAACACCACAGUUGGGGAUCCCAGAGGUAAUCAGUGCACAACAGACCCUGGGUAAGGCCAGUACAGAGUUGACCCCAGUGGGGGCUAUCCCUGAGGUGACCUGUGUGCCACAGACCCUGAGCGGGACUGACACAGAUUUGCCUCUGGUGGGGGCCAUUCCUAAGUUGAGGUGUGUACCACUUCCCACUGGUGUGGAUACCUUGGAGAUGCCACAGCUCAAGAUCCCAGCGCUGACCUAUGGACAACUGAACCUGGGCGGGGCCAGGACUGAGAUGCCACAGCCAGAGAAGAACUACAAGGUGACAUGUGGGCAACCACCCCUCAGUGAGGCCAGCUCAGAGAUGUCAAGAGCAGCAGCACAUGCCAUUGGGGAACAGCAAACUUUGAUGAAGAAAACAAACACAUUGCUAGACAGAGUCCUGGAAGAACAGCCUCCUACUGGCAGGACUCUGCUGAUCGACGGCCCAGUUGAACUGAAAAGAGGCCUGAAGAAGCAGAAGCGUCAUAUAUUCUUGUACAAUGAUGUGUUUGUUGUGGCCAAAACCAAGUGCAUCAAGAACUUCAAGACAAAAAACACAAUUAAAUUAUCAGAUAUGUGGACAACCAGCUGUUUGGCUGAAGAGGGAGAAGGCAACACUGAGGCUGUGAAGUCCUUCAUCUUGGGCUGGCCCACUCAGAACUUUGUGGCCACUUUCAAUUCUUCACAGGAAAAAGACAAAUGGCUUUCUCUUCUUCAGUGGAACAUCGAUCUGGAAAAAGUCAAAGAUGACCCAAAGAACAUUCCGUUAAAAAUCUACACUCAAGAUGUUGCCAAUUGUGUCCAUUAUAAAACCAUAAGAGUAAAGAACUCGCACACGGCCAAAGAAGUUGUGAAGAUGGUUUUUUCAAUUCUAAGAGUAACCGGCUCAGACACAGAUUACCAGUUGUGGGUAAAUUCUGGAAAGAAAAAGGAAAGAUAUCCCCUUGUUGGACACGAAUACCCAUACGGAAUACUGAUGAGUCACCUUCGAGACAGUGAAUUCAUGAGGAGAGGACCAAAGUUCACAACCAGCACUUUGACCUUCCAAGAGCUCUCCCUUAUGGAAGAGCUCCCUCCAGAAAUACAGUGCCAUUUCAGCCUCAAGCCAAAAUGUUGGGCUGCAGCCCAGCAACACCGAGAUUUGGAUCACAUGAUAUCUACAAGAACAUGUAUCAUCAACUGGGCCUGCUGCUGUCAUUCUGUCACUAAACUGGAGAACUCACCUGUGUCACCACCAUCUUCUUCUCCUGCCCUAGGGAAGUUCUUCGGAGUUGCCCUGCCGAACAUUUGCGACUAUGGCGAUAUUCCUUUACCUCUCUACGAUGUUCUUUUUUUCCUCAACGCCAAGGGACCCCUGACGGCUGGCAUCUUCUGGGUCCCCGGUGACAGUGACUCCUGCAAAGACAUUAUUGAAAAACUGGAUGCAGGAGUUGAAAUUGAUCUUGGGCGUGAAAAUCCCUAUGUCUUAGCAUGUGUGCUAAAGGAUUUUCUAAAAAACAUUCCGGAAAGCAUUUUUGCCAAAAGGCUCUAUCACGAGUGGCUGUCCGUAAUGGAGAUAAGCAGCGACAGACAGAAAAUUGAAAAAAUUAAAAGGCUAUUAGACCAGCUACCAAGAGCAAACGUUGUGCUCUUACGGUACGUGUUCCUGGUCUUAAGUAAUAUCGCUGAACUCUCCGCGGCAAAUGAAAUGGAUGCUUUACACUUAGGGGUGUGUAUGGCUCCAAGUAUUAUUUGUCAUCCUUCUGCGAGCAGAGAAGAAAUGGCCUCUGCAGAAAAGCUUGUGGAAUUUGUGAUAAAAAACUGCCGCAAGAUCUUUGGAGGACACGUCACUGCCCUGUUUGGAGAGUCAUCCGGAAUAUAAAAUACUCAAGAAAAACCCUCAGAUACAUCUAGCUUUCCAGAGAGCAAUGCUUCCUCAUGUGAGAGCUUGAAGAAAAAAAGCGACUGUGCUGCUGGCCCACAGUGUGAUGAAUCAAAGAAAAUGGUCCAAUUGAAUUGAAGCAUUGACUCGCUUAUAAUGUCUCUGGACUCUGGCCUUGAUGCCCUUGAAUUCUAAAUGAGCUUCAGAGCCUCCUGUAUGACUUUUAGUUCAGGUGGACCAGCCUCCUAAAGACAAGCCGAUGGAUGUAACAAUGUGCAGAGAUAUUCCACCACAGAAUCCUGCCAAGAUUCUGUCUGGCACUUGUCCACAGCUGCAGCAUGUUAAAAAAAAAAAAAUAGAAAAUGCUAUAAGCUGUCCUGUAUAAGCUCCACCUGAUCUUCAAGGCUAAUUCUAUCACAUUAACAGCUGUGGCUCACCUGUAGCCCUAGCUACUUGGGAGCUGAUUUCCCAGCAGAAACUUUGUAGGCCAGAUGAAGAGUUCAUAUCUUGAAUGGACUUCAACAAAUUUCUGACAAUGUAGCAUUCUUUAACCUGCAAACUACAGUUCAUAUUUGAUGGAGGAAUCAAAUCUUCUCCUGACAUGCAAACAAAAAGUGAAGCUGAAUAGCUCCUAUCUUGAGAAAAUACAUCUAAUUUUCAUGAAGAAAUCAAGACUGAGGAUAAAAAGUUGGAAAAGUUUGAAACUAAGCAUGAAAGUGCACAAAGUCAGGCCAUUCAACACAAUGAGGAGGAGGAAGAGGAGGAUGAGGAAGAGGAAGACGAGGAAGAGGAGGAAGAAGAGGAGGAGAAGGAGGAGUCCAAACCAAGAGUGAAAAUGAUAUUGCUAAUGUUUUUAAUCUCAGAUUGAUUAUUCAGUAUGAAUUACUAAAAAAUUAAUAAAUGGUUCACCAAGUUGAUUAUUGGGGAGGAUUAAAAAGUUUAGAUAAAAGAAUGCAAUGAAAAAGGUCUGAAUUUUUAGCCAAAAAGUCAUGGCUCUUCCAUCAUGAAAAAGCACCAGUUCACACAGCACUGUCUGUGAGGGAGUUAAGAGCAAGCAACAUCAUUUUCACUCUUGGU
Nycticebus coucang (slow loris) is the source of this 3990-nucleotide messenger RNA. Its product is annotated as rho GTPase-activating protein 20-like. The transcript is spliced from 15 exons. NCBI's taxonomy places the organism in Eukaryota, Metazoa, Chordata, Mammalia, Primates, Lorisidae. The record is from RefSeq and is a predicted model, not a curated record. Bases 1 to 2913 code for a protein of 970 amino acids. Gene Ontology annotation, biological process: signal transduction. Gene Ontology annotation, molecular function: GTPase activator activity.